UGCAUCAUAUCCUUUCGCCAAAUCUGCUUCUUAACCAGUUCUUUCUGAAAAACAAGGAAGAGGAGACAGCAGUAAAUACCACCGCGGGAAAAUAAUAGCCUUAAGACUUUGCAAAUACUGCAAUUGUUCAUUCUUCCCUUCCCGCGCUGUACAUAAGCCUUUCGCCAUGCCAAAUAUAGUAAUUUUCAGUGGCAGUUCGCACCACGAUUUGUCACAAAAAGUGGCAGACAGGCUCGGACUGGAACUAGGAAAAGUGGUCACAAAGAAAUUCAGCAACCAAGAAACAUGUGUCGAGAUUGGAGAAAGUGUUCGGGGAGAGGAUGUCUACAUUGUGCAGAGUGGAUGUGGGGAAAUCAACGACAACUUGAUGGAGCUGUUGAUCAUGAUCAAUGCCUGUAAGAUUGCGUCAUCUUACCGGGUGACUGCAGUUAUUCCAUGCUUCCCUUAUGCCAGACAAGACAAGAAGGAUAAGGGUCGUGCUCCCAUCUCUGCAAAGCUUGUAGCCAACAUGCUGUCAGUUGCAGGAGCAGAUCACAUCAUUACCAUGGACCUGCAUGCAUCACAGAUUCAGGGUUUCUUUGACAUUGCUGUGGACAAUCUGUAUGCAGAGCCUGCUGUUAUUCAGUGGAUUAAAGAAAAUAUCCCAGAAUGGAAAAACGGUAUCAUUGUGUCUCCUGAUGCCGGGGGAGCAAAAAGAGUCACCUCAAUUGCUGACAGACUGAACGUGGAGUUUGCCCUCAUUCACAAAGAAAGAAAGAAAGCCAACGAAGUGGAUAGAAUGGUCUUAGUGGGUGAUGUGAAAGACCGGGUGGCUAUUCUCGUAGAUGACAUGGCGGACACAUGUGGCACAGUCUGCCAUGCUGCUGAGAAAUUGUUAUCUGCUGGUGCUACCAAGGUGUAUGCUAUACUGACCCAUGGGAUCUUCUCUGGCCCUGCCAUUUCCCGGAUAAACAAUGCUGCAUUUGAGGCUGUUGUAGUUACCAACACCAUUCCACAGGAAGAAAAAAUGAAACACUGCCCAAAGAUUCAGGUGAUUGAUAUUUCAAUGAUCCUUGCUGAAGCCAUCCGAAGAACACACAAUGGAGAAUCUGUGUCUUACUUGUUCAGUCAUGUCCCGUUAUAAUAGAGAAGAAAACAAAGACCUGCAUUUCUUCUGCUUCAAGACUCCAGUUGUGACGCACCUACCUGAACCAGUGCAAAGCCAGAGCAAUUGGCCUGCACACAAUUGACUUAAACAAUUAUUGAGUAGCCAUUCCAGCUAAAGGGGUUCUUUUUUCAGAGUUUUCCACACCUUCACACCCAGCCACAUGCAUACUUCAUUCCCCAGAACAGUGAAUGUUGCCUUAAAGCAGGAGCUUGGCUUACCUUAUACCUAUGGAUUGAAGUUUUCGGGUUUUAUUUUUGAUCACAUAAGUCCCUUUUUUAAACGUAUUUUUUUCUCAGCAUAAAAUACCCAGUACGGGGUGUACACUGAUAGGAAGUCCAUUUAAAAUCUCUUUGAUUUGUAGCAAAGAGAAACAUAAUCUUAAACCCAGUCGCUAAUUAGUAGUUUUCUCUUUAUUAGGAUGCAGAGACAGCUUAAUAACGACUAAUUAACAUUUUAAAGGGAGGUAAAGAUUUGGGGGAAAAAAACCCGAAAAGUUCAUGCUCUUCUUGUACCUCAUUUUGUUUGCAACUCAAUCUGAAUGACAAAUUUAGUUGGUCUUCUUUUAAAGUGCAUUAAUAGCAGAACCAAUUUUUAUAUAUAAUACAAAGAAUUUAGCUACCUUAUGUCAGUGGCUUGGGUGAAACUGUUCACUUGCUAUAUAAAGUCUUAAGUUUAUGUCUAACACUUUUAAAUGAUACAGAAGAAUAUCUUUUGUUGGCAGUGUUUAAAAUGUUACUUUUUUCAGCAAUUUUUUGUAUUGAAUGCUCAGGAUAUUAGCCAGUAAGUUUGGACUUGAUAAAAUGUCUAGUCGAGGAAGGAGUUUAAAGAAAUAUUAAUCUUUCCAAUGCUUGUCAUGUCUGCUUAAGUUAUGGCAGCUUCUGCACAAAACAUGUACAGUUUUCACUUCUAGAAAUAAUUAAUAUUUUUUGAAAUGCAAAACCAGUACAGUUUUAUUCUCAAUAAAACAAAAAAAAAAAGUUGA
Acipenser ruthenus (sterlet) is the source of this 2129-nucleotide messenger RNA. Its product is annotated as ribose-phosphate pyrophosphokinase 2-like. The transcript has 7 exons. Gene Ontology annotation, molecular function: magnesium ion binding; ribose phosphate diphosphokinase activity. Gene Ontology annotation, cellular component: ribose phosphate diphosphokinase complex; cytoplasm. The record is from RefSeq and is a predicted model, not a curated record. The coding region runs from base 167 to 1123 and encodes 318 amino acids. Gene Ontology annotation, biological process: purine nucleotide biosynthetic process; 5-phosphoribose 1-diphosphate biosynthetic process. NCBI's taxonomy places the organism in Eukaryota, Metazoa, Chordata, Actinopteri, Acipenseriformes, Acipenseridae.